Fibroporia radiculosa is the source of this 840-nucleotide messenger RNA. RefSeq lists its product as uncharacterized. The record is from RefSeq and is a predicted model, not a curated record. Lineage: Eukaryota; Fungi; Basidiomycota; Agaricomycetes; Polyporales; Fibroporiaceae. Gene Ontology annotation, biological process: mycotoxin biosynthetic process. The coding region runs from base 1 to 840 and encodes 279 amino acids. The transcript is spliced from 5 exons.
AUGUCCCCGCCGUACUCGCCCAUCGCCCAAGGCGACCCGCGCGAGUCCUCCGAGACGCUCCUCACUCAGCCCACCGGCGUGAACGCCCACGGCAACGGCGCCUGCCAGUGCGGCCACCACCGCUCAUCGGCCUGGCACCGCUCCUGGCCCUGGCUCGCUGCCGCCGCCGUGCUCUCUGUUGUCGCCCUCGCCGCGAUCAUCCAGCUCACCCGCUCCCCGUCUGACGCACAGUGCGCGGCGCGCCUCUCUACAUACUCACCCGCACUCGACGCGGUCGCCUACCACACCGUCGACUUCAACGGCUCCUUCCGUUUUCCGUCCGAGUACCGUGGUGUACCAAGCCCCGCCAUCGAUGCGGCAUGGGAGUAUAUCUCCAUGAAGCCGGGGGCGCUGCGCAUCGCCCCGGACGAGUUGAACAAGAUCGGCAAGCCCGCGAACCCAUCCCUCGUGCGCUUCCAGGACGACGACGGCGGCGGCUACAUGGGCUCGCUCGAGUUCACCCACCAGCUGCACUGCCUCAACGCGCUGCGCAAGUACAGCUAUCGCGAGUAUUACGACGGGCGCGACCCGAUGUUCGACGCCCGCCCGGACACCGUCCGCACACACGUCGACCACUGCAUCGAGAUGCUGCGCCAGACGCUGAUGUGCCACGCCGACACCGGGCUGAUCACGUACGACUGGGUCGCGGGGCACAGCACACAGUACCCGGACUUUAGCACGCGCCAUGUGUGCCGCGACUUUUCCCGUGUCCUGCGCUGGGCGUACGACCACCAUGUGCAUGUGCCCGAGAGGCGGGUCGUGCGUCUCGCGGACAACGUCGAUCUCGCGGAGGAGCCAUGA